Molecule: messenger RNA, 2521 nt
Organism: Eleginops maclovinus (Patagonian blennie)
Lineage: Eukaryota; Metazoa; Chordata; Actinopteri; Perciformes; Eleginopidae
Gene: kcnip1b
Product: Kv channel interacting protein 1 b
Exons: 9
Coding region: 557-1234 (225 amino acids)
Biological process (GO): regulation of potassium ion transmembrane transport
Cellular component (GO): voltage-gated potassium channel complex
Molecular function (GO): potassium channel regulator activity; transmembrane transporter binding; calcium ion binding
Source: RefSeq, a predicted model, not a curated record
GCGAAGCAACUCCACAGACCACAGCCGCAGGGCUCCCACUGCAGCUCCGAAGGAAAACCUCACACAGAAACGUACACUGGAGGAAAAUCUGCUACCUCACCAGACAGAAGACAAGACAAAAAGGAGCAGAAGGAAAGAGUGAUCAGAGUAGAUGGAGAGAAGAGUUUGACCUGCUCCUUUUUAUUGGAAGAAAAGAACUUUCAGGGCACACCACUUUCCCCACAUUCUACUUUCGGCGUCUGUUUAAUAAUUUAACUUCUGCCUCAUUUUGCUGCGUGGAACACAUUUUUGCUUUUCGAAUAGUUUGACAUACAGUUUUUUCUUCUCAAGGAUCCCCUCAAAGGACCUGAGGAUGUCGCAUCACAAAAACUACUGAAGCAGAUUCUUCUCUGCAAAAAGGAUCGCUCCCCACGCUACAGCAAUAUCUCCCGAAAGGACACUGUGGGGACACUUUCAAGCUCAAACCCUCUUUUUCUUUAGAUAUAUCAGAGGAAACAGUGGUUCUCUGGUGAAGCCUCUUUGCCCCGUCGGCCCCCGUCUCCACAUCAGCCUCGGGAUGGCUGGGUGCACCAGCCGCUGCAGGCAGGGGGUGCUCAAACUGAUCCAGUCCCUUCAGAGGCUCGUCUCAGGAGGCCUCUCUAAAGAUAAAACAGAUGAUGAGCUCGAGAUGACGACGGUGUGUUACAGGCCAGAGGGUCUUGCCCAGUUGGAGGCGCAGACAAACUUCAGCAAACAGGAGCUGCAGAUCCUCUAUCGUGGCUUCAAGAACGAGUGUCCAAGUGGGGUUGUCAAUGAGGAAACAUUCAAACACAUUUACGCACAGUUCUUCCCUCAUGGAGAUGCAAGCAUGUACGCACAUUAUCUCUUCAAUGCUUUUGACACUACCAACAAUGGCUCCAUUAAGUUCAAGGACUUUGUAAUGGGGUUGUCUAUACUGCUGCGGGGAACGCUGAGAGAAAAGCUUGAGUGGACGUUUCAUCUUUACGACAUUAACAAAGACGGAUACAUAAACAGAGAGGAAAUGACAGAGAUUGUGAGGGCCAUUUAUGACAUGAUGGGGAAGUUCACUUACCCUGCACUAAAGGGAGACGUCCCGCAGCAGCAUGUGGACGCCUUUUUCCGGAAAAUGGAUAAAAACAAAGAUGGAGUGGUGACUUUGGAGGAGUUUAUUAUAGCCUGCCAGGAGGACGAAACCAUGAUGAGCUCCAUGCAGCUGUUUGAGAACGUCAUGUAGAACAAGGAAAAUGAUGAUGAAGACAAAAAUUAAAUGCGAGGGAUUGGUGUGAGUGCAUGUGUGUGGAUGCAAAAGUGCAAUACAUCCAGUUUCUCCUCCUCCUCUUCUUCCUCCUGUGUUAUCCAGCUGUGCUCUGGAUACAUUCAGACCCCUACCCCCACAACAAAAUAAAAGAAAGGACUGGACUGGAAUGCGUUUAACCUUCCUGCUGAGUUUCCCCACACAACACAAAGAGACUGAUGCGACAGACAUUGCUCUCAGUCCUUGUCUUGAAGAUUGUCCUGUUACCGAUAAAGAUGCUCCUACAUUACAAGGCUGCUUCCAACCAGCAAAGAGCUAUUGUUUAACCAGCACAACUUUUUUUGCCAAAAAAGAGGAUAUUUUUUUGCCAAAAAUAUAAUUGCAUGCUUUUGCAAGAGGUUUAGAUUUUUCACCCAAAAGAUUUAUUAUGGGAAUUUGGCCAUAAAGACUUCCAUAUGUAUCUAAUGCAUCGCUGUGACUCCUGUUUCUUUGUGUCGACCCGGCUGCUGCUUGCCUGCUGAGUCCGUCUGAUGCUUGUUGUAAAGUCUCUCUAAAGUCAGUGAAUUUGGAAACAUUACAUUUCAUGGGUCUGAUAUGUUGCGUGCCUGUCUUGAUGUCUAAGACGGACCUUAGGUAUUAGUGAAAAAAAAGAGAAAUCUAAUCAUUCUUUUAUAUUUUCACCUGCUGCUCUGCUUGUUGUGGUCAAAUCAGUGUUGUCAAAAAGUUUGGUGAAUUAUGUGCAUAAAUUGGUAUUUUCAUCAGGCUUUAUGAUCAUCAAACCAAUCGAUUUGAUUUGCACAGGUGACAGGUCAAGGUUCAACAUAAUGCAGUGAAAUAUUUGUAUGGUAAAAAAAAGUAUGAUUUCGCUAAUAGGUGUGUUACCACACGUUAAUUAUAUACCUUUGAGGGGGAAAAAAACUCCUUUUAUGUGUACACGUACUCAGCCAGUAAAGCUGAGGUUGAAGCUGAUAGGCCAUUCUAAUAUAAUCUUGCAGGGAAAUUAUAUUGAAUGUCAGCUUUUUGGAAUGUGAUGUUUUGAUGACACUUAGGACGGCUUUGUCUGUAUUGAACAUCUGGCUCUGCCUCCUCCACCCAAACCACCCCUGUGAUGUCACGCCGACAGACACAGACAGACUGCAGGUGUCAGUGGAGCAGCGGUUUUCUGUACAGUAUAUCAGUGUGACAUCGCAGCCUCUGGUUUCUGAUAUCUUCGUGUGGAACGGUUAUUAAAUCUCACAAACAGAAAAAUUCAUUCAAGCCAUAGAA